AUGCAGCUCUCCAUCGUCCUCCUCUUUUCCAUCAGCCUGGUGUCAGCGGUCGCCGUCCCUCAGGGCGCGGACGCCGCCACCGGCACCGCCACCGACGCGUCUGAGGUUUCCUACAAUUCCGAGCACGAUCCCAUCUGCCACAGAAACUCCGACUGCGGCACCGGAUGCUGCUACAACGGCAUCUGUCUCGCUUACUGCUUCCACGAACAGGGUCCUAUCGAGGACCAAAAAUGCCACGGAACCAAGGCGAAGUGUUCUCAUCACCCCGGUGCAGUCCGAGAUACUGUUCCCGAAUCCCGCUUCCCUUGA
Messenger RNA from Aspergillus heteromorphus CBS 117.55, 309 nucleotides. RefSeq lists its product as uncharacterized. The record is from RefSeq and is a predicted model, not a curated record. Bases 1 to 309 code for a protein of 102 amino acids. NCBI's taxonomy places the organism in Eukaryota, Fungi, Ascomycota, Eurotiomycetes, Eurotiales, Aspergillaceae. The transcript has 2 exons.